AUGCAAUUGAUCGAUAAUACGGCAAAUAUCAUGAUCUCUACCCUAAACGAUCCAGAGGAGCCUUUCACACCAGUGUUGGAACAAACAGCGACGAGUGUUACAGGCUGUCUUACGAAUGUUCUGAAGUCUGGUGUAGGCUCGAGUCAAGGCGACACAGACUCCAUAGCAUCUCCGCGAUCUCCAGAGAUAGUUAAAGAGGCCUUCGAAAAACUGAGCAAUAUGUGCGAUGCACUUUUUGGCCGCUUAGUUCCAUCAGAAGAUCUGGUCCUUCAAACUCCAAAGUUGGUAAUAUUUGUGAAAAAGGUCACAGCUAACGAUGCAAAGGGACUCAGCAUGGGAGAUGGACCAAGCAAAUUCAAGCUCCCAAGCAAUCUUGGAAAUUUCGGCAGUGUAGACAUAAAUGCAAAAAUGCAGGCUAUUGAUUUUAAUCCUUUUACCUGGAGCAAUAGCAGCAAGAAAAUCAAAUCAAAAGUCAUUAGUCUCGAGCUUAAAGGUAACAGCGAGGAAAAAAUUAAUAUCUCAAAUCUCGAUAAUGACAUCGAGAUCGUCAUUCCGAUUUCCAAUCCACCUCAGAACUCCAGAAACGGGACAGAACAUUAUUUCCUUAAGCCUAACCGUAUGUCAGUCCGUAGUUAUUACGCAGAACUCGCUAAUGUUCCUGUAUCUCUUAAUAUGGAGGUGGCUAAAGCAGGAAUUCAAAUCAAACUCUUUAUAAAGUUUGGAGGAAGGCCAACUGUGGAAGACUUUGACCACAACGUUACAUUAGUGUCUAACUUUACAUGUGACAACCAAACAGAUGUCAAUUCAACUUGCUUUAUCAGAGGUGGAUCAGUUACAGUGAUGCCAUCUAAGCCAGCCUCCCUCUACGUAGGUUUAUUGUUUAAACCCUCUGAGAGUGAAAGUCAACAUUCUAGGCAACGACGAUCGUGUUUCGGUCAGCGUCGCGAAAGACGGUCCUGUGUUGGGGUCAAGGAUCCUCCGCCCAAAGGAGUUCUCAAAGUUGCAGUUCCAAAGUAUGACCCAAACACAGACAUUAACUACACUUUAACUAUCACCCAGUCAAGUUGUUUGCAUUGGUCAGAGGAAACAGAAGAGUGGACUACGGAAGGUUGCAAGGUAAGCCCAGAUUCAAACACCACGCAUCUUGUAUGCCUCUGCAAUCAUUUGACAUCGUUUGGUGGAAGCUUCAUUCAGGCACCAAAUCCAAUUGACUUCGACAAAGUCUUUAACGAGUUUUUAAAUCUUGCUGAGAGUGGCAAUAUCUCAGUACUUGUAACAAUUUCUUGUUGUUUCCUUUCGUACUUCGUUGUCUUGGUCUUUGCAAGGAGAGCCGACAAGGGAGAUGAAGACAAGAUUUGCCCUCCCAAAGUGAUACCACUUGUUGAUGAAGGAGCCUAUUGCUACGAUAUGGUUGUAAGCACCGGUAUUUGGAAACAGUCAGCAACAAAAGCUAAAAUAAGCAUUAGUAUCAAGAGCGAAAUUUACGAACAUAGUCAAAUUGUAUUACGAGAGAAAGGGGAAACGAGUGAAUUAUUUGGGCGUGGGAGUAUUAAUGUCUUUGUACUCGUGAUGGCAAAAUCCUUUGGUACAUUAAAAGAAAUUACUUUGGAGCACGAUAACUCGGGAGAAAAUCCGUCUUGGUUCGUAGAGACAGUAACGAUUAAGGACCGACAGACUGAAGAAAUGUGGGUGUUCCCCUUAAAUAGAUGGCUUGCCUUAGAGAAAGACGACGGACAAAUAGAGGUUACUGUGGACAGCAGAACGCAUGCUGCCUUUUCUGCUCAUGUUCGUUCGCGCUUUGCUAGGCAAAUUGCCGACAGUCACCUGUGGAUGUCAGUGCUUGGAAAAGCAUGUAGCAGUACCUUCACACGUGUGCAAAGAGCUUCAUGUUGCCUUUCAUUUCUGUUUAGUGCAAUGAUAGCAAAUGCCAUGUUCUAUAACAUUGAUAGUGAAUCUGACGGUGCUAUACAGGUCGGACCAUUUAAGUUUUCUUGGAGACAGAUAGUCAUCGGUGUACAAAGCAGCAUAAUUAUUGCACCUAUAAACAUAAUAAUUGCCUUCCUCUUUAAGUCUAGUAGACCAAAAGAAGAAAGGAGAGAAAGCUGCAAAGCGACAGACGAGGCCCAACGACUUUUGGAUGAAAUAACAGACGCCGGUUGUAUGCUUCCUCAUUUUUUUGUUUAUAUCGGCUGGUUUUUCUGCUUUUGUACGACUAUGUUAGCAGCAACCUUUACACUGUUUUACAGUCUAAUGUGGGGCAAGGAAACCUCUGAGCAGUGGCUUGCUUCUACUUUAAUUUCCAGCGGACAAGACAUUUUCGUUGUACAGCCGACCAAGGUUAUGAUAGCAGUCAUCGUUGUUUCCUUUCUGCUAACGAAAAAGAAUAAAGGAAAAUGUGAAAAAGGAGAAGAAAAAGAGAAAGAAAUUGGAAUCGAUUCAUCUGCAAUCGAGAUAGAUAUUUUGAGUGAUGAUCCCAAACAGUACUUUAAGCGAUAUCAGCGGGAAAAGAUGAGGGAGAGAUCCCAAAGGGAGGCUGCUUUAACACGCAUGACAAGAGACAUCAUUCUUCAUUUAAUAUUCAUGUUUCUUCUGGCUAUCGUAUCCUAUGGAAACAAUAAUGGAAAUCGUUUUCUGAUGACAGCAGAGAUAGGAAAUCGAUUUACUAAGUUUAACCUGGUAAGCGAUGCACAUCGAUUAGAGGCGUGGUUAAAGAAUGAAUUCAUAUUAAACAUUUAUAACCAGGCCUGGUACAAUGGAGACGAAGAGAAAAACAACGUGUUCAUCGAGAACAAGAUGUCGAUCUUGGUGGGGAUGCCUUGGUUGCGACAGCUCAGAAUCAAAAAAAGCUCCUGCAGAUCGCUCUCUAAAAUCAUUUCCAACUGCUAUUACCACUAUUCUUCAGACAACGAGGACACGACUUUACUAAGCCUUCCAGGAUGGAUACCUCUCCCACUCAACGCAUCGUGGCCAAAUGCUCUCCAAAGUUGCCCUAAUCCUUGGCGAUACCAAUCAGCAGCAGAACUUCGUAUUAAUCCCAUCCAGGCUACGUACAAUUCAUAUGAAGGAGGUGGUUAUGCGGCAGUCAUGGGCUAUGACGAAAGCACCGCAAAAGGUGUCCUCGACGAAACUAUUGGCCAGGGAUGGUUCGAUCGCCAAACUCGAGCUGUAAUUCUAGAGUUUGCUGUUUUCAAUGUCAAUACAAACUUGAUCAGUAUUGCCACAUAUUUUUACGAGGCCAUAGCUACUGGUGCAGCCUAUACUUCAAGAAGAAUUGAGACACUCGAGUUGUACAGCACUGAGUCGGGAGCUCUGGUGUUUUUCCUAAUUUGCCAGUUUCUGUUCAUGGCAAUGGUGUUCUUUUACUUCAUAGUUAUGUUAGUUCACCUAUAUCAACAACGCCUAGGAUUCUUUAAGUCUGUUUGGAACAUGGUCGAUUUCUUCAUGAUAACUUUCUCUGUAGCUUCUGUAGCAUUCUACAUGAUCAGAGCUAAAAGUGUUUUAAACACUAUCAAGGCUAUUCAAGCCAAUCCUUAUGAAAUCGCACAUUUUCACACAGCCUUGGAUUGGCUUAACUUAGAAAAUGCAUCUAUUGCCGUUGCUGUUUUUAUGGUGACGAUCAAGCUCCUAAAUUUAAUUCGUUUUAAUCCACACGUAAUAUACUUGUUUUCAUCUUUUCGGCAAUCUAUAGGCUAUCAACUAUCGUACGUGUUCUUCUUUCUGAUCGUGUUUUAUGCAUUUGUCGUCACAGGUAUGCAGUUUUUCGGUUGUGUAGUAUUAGAGUAUUCUAGUUACCUCAACGCAGUUAUGUCACAAUUCGAAUUUGUGUUGGGAAAAGCAGUCCCAAUGCAAGCUCUUCGAAGCGACAAACCCUUUAUUGGUCCGACGUUUGCAUUUUUGUUUUGUAUAUCCACAACUGUGUUUCUCAUGAAUAUGCUUGUUUCUGUACUCAACGAAUCAUACGGUGAUGCUAAAACAAACGCAGAAGAAUGCGCAAAAGAGCUUGAAAUGGCACGUUUUAUCGAGGAGCGUUUAACGGACAUUUUCGAUAAGGGAAGUAAUCGGACUGAGUUUAAGUUGUUUUGUGAUGAGACGACAUUCUCCAACAUGUGUCUUUCUGAUGCAGAGCCUUUCUGUUUGAAUUCUGAAACUAUUAUCCAGUGUACUGAGGAACGAAUGCUAAAAGUGGAGAAAAGGCUGCUUUUGCUUUCUCGACGUACAGAAAACUUUGAAAGUGAUCAUUUAAAGGAGGAAAAUGACUUUAUGGAACUAUUUUAUCUGAUAACUAAUCCUUCUCGUCGUUAGUUAGACAAACAAUCAUGAGUCAGUCCCUGAACGCAGAGAUUCUUUUUCCUUGGUUACAGAAAAUUUAGUUUUGCCUCUCAUUUAUUUGGAAGUAUAGAAAAAAAAAAAGAAAAAACCGCACUUAGUUAGAGCACUAGAAUGCCACGCGUGAGUUCGAAGGUUCAAGCCCCAUAGGUUUAUGAGGAGCGCCUCAGGAGCAAAAAAGCCCGCAAGGUGUUUGCGUGACAAAAAAAAAUAAAAGGCGAAAUUAAAUGAAGCCUGUAAAACCUCAAAGCAUGGUAAAUAAGCUAAAUAUGACUAUGUAAAAUACAGCUGAAACUGAUCAUGAUACUCGAAAUCGACUAGAAGAAACAAUAAAUAAUAAUAAUAAUAAUAAUAACAAUACUUUAUUCAAUCAGAUCACAAAAAAGUAAAUAAUUUGAAAGAAGGGGAGACACCAGAGGUUAGCCCUAUCGAGGGUGUUUCUAAAAUAAUCAUCUAGUUAAACAUCUAUUUGAAUAUACAAAAUAUAAGAACAUUGAGUUGCGAUUUAAGUAUAUACAAUACUUACUAUAAAAACUUUUUACAAUAUUAUUUAAAAAGGUAAUUCUUGACUUUGGUCUUUAAUGUUCGCAGAGAUUCUGCUUCAACUACGUCUUUAGGUAGUUUAUUCCACAGGUUUACGAUUCUGACAAAGAAUGGGUACUUGUAACAAUUUAAUCUAGCUGAUUUGAUUUUCAAUUUGUAACAAUGAUUAGAGCGGAAAGGACGAAAGGCACUAGCAUAAGUAAACAAAGAUGGAUUUAGGCUGAUAGUUUCGAA
Molecule: messenger RNA, 5103 nt
Organism: Stylophora pistillata
Lineage: Eukaryota; Metazoa; Cnidaria; Anthozoa; Scleractinia; Pocilloporidae
Product: polycystin-1-like protein 2
Biological process (GO): calcium ion transport; detection of mechanical stimulus
Cellular component (GO): plasma membrane
Molecular function (GO): protein binding; calcium ion binding; calcium channel activity
Source: RefSeq, a predicted model, not a curated record